UUCUGUUCACAGCUCAAUCAGACAUGGGUCUCAGCUUAGGAAGCAUUAUUUUGCUUUGCUUUUUGUGUCACUGUAAUUCUCAGCCUCUCCCUCGGCCAAGCAAUGGGUUGCAAGAGUGCUGGAAAACCAUGAAGAUGCCAGCCCUGGGAGUGUUGCCGGGUGGAGGAUGGGACAACCUUCGGAACCUGGACAUGGGGCGAGUCAUGAACAUCACCUAUGGACACUGUCACACUACUGAGGAUGGGGUCUAUCUUGUCCCUGAUGAGGUGUUUGUGAUCCCCCAGAAGGUGAGCGAUGUGGAGAUGAAUGCUGAGAUCCUCUCUUCAUGGUACAACGAGCACAGCUCCACUGCUCGCUCUAUCAACGCAGAUGCAUCUUUCUUGCCCAUUCUAAAUGCAAAGUUCUCUAGUGAUAACGAGCGAGUGAAAAGCCAUCAACUGAAGGAAAGAUCAGUCACCGCUUGUAUAGAAGUGUGCUAUCACCUCUACACAGUUAAGGCGUACCCUGACUUCACAUUGGACCUUCGCUUUGCCCGCCAGGCACAAGAAAUUGCAGAUGCCUUGGAAAACAACCAAACCCGUCAAGCCAUUUACCUCUCAGAAAAGCUGGUAAUGAACUAUGGCACUCAUGUCAUAACAACUGUUGAAGCUGGUGCUUUGCUAAUACAUGAGGACUACCUCAGAACCUCUUAUGUUGAAAAGACUGAUAAGUUGUCUGUUUCUUGGUUAGCCAGUGCAAGCUUUUUUGGCAAAUUUGAUUUAAAUUUAAAUGCCUUAUCCAAACAACCAACUACAGAGGAACGCUGGUAUAUGGAAAACCUCACAUACUCUUUCACCCAGAGCCAUGGUGGAGCUUUGUUCUACCCGGGAAUCACGCUGCAAAAAUGGCAGGAAAGCACCCUUAAUAAUCUAGUGGCUAUUGACCGUGCCGGGGUCCCAUUGCAUUUUUUUCUGAGCAGAGCAUCAUUUCCCCACCUCCCAGAGCCAACCAUUAAUAAAAUGGCCAUAUUAGUGCGUCAGGCUGUCGAGCGGUAUUACAAUAUCAAUAGCCAUCCAGGAUGUAUCAAGCCAGACUCAAAGAAUUUUAACUUCCAGGCCAAUAUAGACGAUGGUUCUUGUGAAGGUCCGACAACCAAACAUAGUUUUGGAGGAGUUUACCAGCGGUGUACUCAAUUCACAUCAGAUGCAAAUGUGAUCUGUAAGGACCAUGCACAGGUAAAUCCAGACACUGGAGAUUACUCAUGUCAAGCACCAUUCAAGUCCAUUUUGUUGAGUUUAGAGCAGGGUUACAGUGAAUAUGAAUGCCACGAUGAAACAUACAGUUGCUGGAUUAUUUCCAAGUGUUCUAAGAGAGUUUGUAGGAAUGGUUAUCAUGUCAGACGUGCUCGCAUUGACACUUUCUGGUGUUACUCUGCUAAUGUAACUGUGGAGUUUUCAGGAUACCUCUUCGGGGGGCUAUAUAGCCUUUUAAAACAGAAUCCCUUAACCAAAUCCAAGGGCUGUCCACCAACAUUUUUCCCUCUGAAACUGUUGUCCAGUGGGCUGAUGGUGUGUUUGAGUAAUGAGUAUGAAGGAGGUGCCCGAUACUCAGUGCCUUUUGGUGGAUUCUUCAGCUGCAAAUCUGGCAACCCUCUGACUGAAGGUCUUCAGCGCUGCCCCCCACAGUUCAGCCAGCAUCUUGCAGCCAUCAGUGAUGGAUGCCAAGUUCUCUACUGUGUGCAGUCGAAUGUCUUCACAGCAGACCAUUUGCUGCCCAUCAACUUGCCCCCUUUCACAAGACCUCCUCUGGUUAAAAUGCUUGGUACGAAAACUAUCGCUGUCAUGACAGAGGGAGACAAUGCCUGGGUCAGAGUAGGAGAGACGAAGGCGUGGAGACGAGCCAAGCCUGAGGAUAUCAGAAACCUUUCUGAGGACCUGGACCCAUCCAACAAUAUAUCAGGGUGGCAGAUAUUUGGCAGUGUUAUGUGUUGCAUCGUGUUCGUCUUCAUUAUUAUAGGAAUCGUGCUUCUGUUGAAGUGGAGAAACCGAAGGUCUGGGUUUGCAGGGAAUGUACGAUGUGAAAGAUUCAACAACGAUGGUCAGACUAGUGAUUGUGGGGAAAACUUGUGAUGAACAGCGUUAUUCAGUGAGAGUGAGGUUGCCUGAAUAGCAUGCAGAAUUUUGAGCCCAUUGUGCUGAAUCGGAUUAGAUUGUUCUUUUGACAGAAUUUGACUAAAUACAAUCUUCAACCUUUAACAAAAAUAUUUCUUUUGGAAGUUUCUUGAAUAACUAAGAAAAUACCAUUAUUGCUACAGCAUGUUUAAAAGCUGAGGUUGCCGAAACUGUUUUUCUGUGUUUAUCACUGUAAGUACACAAAGCUGUUCUCAAAUAAAAACCUAUGAUAUAGAUAGAUAGAUAGAUAGAUAGAUACUUUAUUGAUCCCCAGGGAAAAUUCAAG
This is a messenger RNA of Alosa alosa (allis shad), 2436 nucleotides long. Its product is annotated as macrophage-expressed gene 1 protein-like. NCBI's taxonomy places the organism in Eukaryota, Metazoa, Chordata, Actinopteri, Clupeiformes, Clupeidae. The record is from RefSeq and is a predicted model, not a curated record. Gene Ontology annotation, biological process: defense response to bacterium.